This is a messenger RNA of Petromyzon marinus (sea lamprey), 3061 nucleotides long. Lineage: Eukaryota; Metazoa; Chordata; Hyperoartia; Petromyzontiformes; Petromyzontidae. The record is from RefSeq and is a predicted model, not a curated record.
UUACUGGACAUGUGAACAAAAAAAAUAGCUUUAUAGCUCAUCGGAUUCCCCCUGCAGUGGCAAUAGUAUUUCUGAUAUUGGGUGGUGCUACUAGCUCACAGCACUUGCCCCGACAAGUGUGCCAAGGCUAUACGGGGGAUCUUUACCUUUGGUGUGUCUAUUUGAGUAGUGACGUCACGCCUCGCGCGAGCGGGAGGGGGAGUGUUCAUAAAGUGGGCGGAUCCAACCUCGAUUCGGUCAGGCGUCCGCGAUUGGCUCAGGCGGUUGGCGCGAGACGUCGGCGGCGUGCGCCGAUUGGCCGAGGGCCCGGUGGCGAGAUGACGCGCGGGUUGAAGUUGGACAGUUGGGGGACGGCGCGCGCACAGUGGACAACACGGCUCUCUCCGUGCCGCCCUCUGAACUCCUCGCCAUGACCUCUCCGGCCGGGCAGCAGGAGGCCUCCUCUCCCGUGCGGACCCUCACGUGCACGGCGCCCGUCAACAUCGCCGUCGUCAAGUACUGGGGCAAACGCGAUGAGCAACUCGUCCUGCCCAUCAACUCGUCCCUGAGCGUGACGCUGCACCAGGACCAGCUCAAGAGCACGACGACCGUGGCGUCGAGUCCGCGGUUCCCGCGCGACCGCGUGUGGCUCAACGGGAAGGAGGAGGACGCGCAGCACCCCCGGCUGCAAGCCUGCCUGCGCGAGAUUCGUCGCCUCGCGGGGAAGCGGCGGCACGAGGAGGUGGACGCGGAGAGCGACGAGGACGACAACGGCAACCCCAGCGGCGGUGAUGGCGGCGGCGGCGGUGAUGGCGGCGGCGGCGGCGGCGGUGAUGGGCGCCCUCCCCCUCCUCACCAUCACCUGCACGUCUGCUCCAUCAACAACUUCCCGACGGCCGCAGGACUCGCGUCGUCCGCGUCCGGAUACGCCUGCCUGGCGUACUGUGCGGGGCGCCUGCUGGGCGUGGUGAGCGGCGAGGUGGCGAGGAGCGAGGUGAGCGUGGCCGCGCGUCUCGGCUCGGGCUCGGCGUGCCGCAGCGUCCUGGGCGGCUUCGUGGCGUGGGAGCGCGGCACGCUGCCCGACGGCACCGACAGCGUGGCCCGCUCCGUGCGGCCCCACGGACACUGGCCCCAGCUGAGGGCCCUCGUGCUCGUGGUGAGCGCUGACCGGAAGCUCGUGGGCAGUACGGCCGGCAUGCAGACCAGCGUCCAGACAUCGGAGCUUUUGCGGCUGCGAGCCGAGCUGGUGGUGCCGCAGCGCAUGGCGGCGGUGUCUGCGGCGGUGGCGGCGCGCGACUUCCCGGCUUUCGCCGAGCUCUGCAUGCGCGACAGCAACCAGUUCCACGCGACGUGCCUGGACACGUUCCCCCCGCUCGCCUACCUCACGGACGCCUCGCGCGCCAUCGUGGCGUUCGUCCACGCGCUCAACCGCGCCAGCUCACGCACCGUGGCCGCGUACACGUUUGACGCUGGCCCCAACGCGGUUUUGUUCGUGCUCGAGGGAGACGCCGGGGCCCUGCUGGGACUGCUGCGGCGCUGCUUCCCUCCCGCCGACCGCCACGACAACGGAGAAUCGUUUAUCCGAGGCCUCCCUGUCGAGGCUGUGAAACCCAGCGCUGAGCUGGAACAAAAACUGAAGUUUGACCCCUGCCCUGGCAUCAUCCGCUACAUCAUCAGCACCCAGGUGGGCCCGGGACCCCAGGUGUUGUCGGACCCCGACUCUCACCUCUUGGGCCCUGACGGCCUCCCCAAGGCUCCGUGACCACGGCCCCAGCUCAAACCUAGAGGCACGGACGUCUGGGGCUAGCGGCUUCUGUGCGUGCGUGCGUGCCAGGGAGUGUGUGUGUGUGUGUCCACGCGAGUGUCUGAGAUGGUGUGGGUGUGUCCGCACGUGAGUCUGCCGGAUGUUACGCACGUUGAACUUCGUUCGCACCGUACGUAGCCAACCGCUCUAAUCGAAGGUGCGGAGGAAUGAGAACAAACUACUAAACAACAACAACAAGAAGCAGUUUUAAAGAAACGAGUUUUAAAUCUAGACGAUGAUUUGUAAUUGCACAGCUCAAGUGGCUUCCUAACAUCGGAAGGCAGAGGCAUUCCAGACGGCCGCAGAAGCCGCCACUGCUGCCGCUGCGAGGAUGACCGGAGUCCGCGUGAUGACGGUUCACGCUCCUUGGAUUUUGCGGUUAAUUUGUGGCCAGCGCUUUGUGCGCGGCGAGUGGAUAUUUGCCCCAUCGGUCAGUGACGGGCAAGGUGGGCAAUCUUUGUGUCGUGCGGUUCAUGCUGCGCGUGAUGCCGUGUGAUGUCGACGCAGCCGUGUGAAAAGUCAGCGUUAGCGCGGGCCUGUCCUGUGUGCUUGUGUAACAGGGCGAGUGGGUGGGUGAGCGAAUGCAUGGGCGAGCGAAUGAGUGAGUGAGCGAGCGAGCGAGCAGAUGUCUGUGGGUAAACUUAGCGGGGGUGAGCGAGUGGGUGGGUGGGUGGGUGAGGAUGGGUAGCUGAGCGCCACGGUGUGACCACGCAGAUUCCUUGUCAAUCCACAAUUGGAAAACUUUGAUCAGACGAUGUAGACUGGAGGAAUCCGACGAGCUGCGAAGCUCUUUUAAAACAAAUAAUUUUGAAGACGUCCGGUAAAGUUUCCCACCGCUGAAGGUCGUGGCCCCCCACUACCUUUGUAAAGUUGCCCGUCGGGCGGGCAACUUUGAUUCGCUCGGCGUGGACGCUGGGUGGUGGAGGGUUCUGGCGUGAGCGGUGGCCAGGCCGGCCACCUCCGCCACUGCUGUGGCUCAGCGCUGUGGAGGCAACAGCAGCAGCGAGGAUUGGUGGAUCACGCACAGAUGGGUCGUGAAACUGCCUUCCCCUAACCGUGGUGGGGGGGGGGGGGGUGUCAAGGGGGGGCCAGGUAGAAGCAGAGUGUGUGGCCUAAUCUCCAUCUGUUUAUUCCAUCUGUACGGGGGUGGUGGGGGGGUGGGUGAGGGGAUAGAGCGUUGCCCCCUCGCGCAAGGCGCGCGUGUGGUGGUUUUCUCCCGCGGGCUCCGGUUUUCUCCUCCCCGCGUGAAUAAUAAACGCCGCUCGCCGUUAACUCGCC